AUGAGUCCUAUUCAGAAUAUCGAGCUGCAUUCCCGGAAUCUCGUCGAGCUCGAUAUCUCGAUUCAGCAGAGGCUUCAGAUGGCGAUGGAGAUUCGUGACAGCCUCGAAAUCGCGCACACGCCCGAGUACUUCAACUUUCUGAAAUACUACUUCCGGGCGUUCUCGGUGAUUCUCUUGCAGAUUACGAAGCCUCAGUACGCGGAUACGCCCGAGCACAAGCUCCGCAACAUCGUGGUGGAUAUCCUCAAACGCCUGCCUCACGGCGAGGUCCUCCGCCCCUUCUCACAGGACCUCUUGAAGGUCGCUCUGCAGGUGCUCACAACCGACAACGAAGAGAACGGCUUGAUUUGUAUCCGCAUAAUCUUCGACGUCCUCAGGAACUUCAAGCCAACUGUAGAGACCGAGGUUCAACCCUUUUUGGACUUCGUUUGCAAGAUUUACCAGAACUUUAAGCUCACUGUUAGCCACUUCUUCGAAAACGGGACGGCAGGUGGGGAAGAUGUGAAGCCUAUGGAUACGUCUUCGGCUUCGGAUCAAGGUUUGACGAAUUUGGGGUCGGCCGGGACGGGGCAGCUCAACCCGAGUACACGCUCGUUCAAGAUAGUUACAGAGAGUCCGUUGGUGGUGAUCUUUCUGUUUCAGUUGUAUAGUCGGCUUGUUGAGACGAAUAUUCCUCACUUGUUGCCAUUGAUGGUUGCUGCUACAUCGGUCCCGGGCCCAGAAAAAGUUCCUCCCCAUCUGAUGACACAUUUCAUUGAGCUGAAGGGAGCGCAGGUUAAGACAGUUUCUCUUUUAACUUACCUGUUGAAGAGCUUCGCUGAUUAUAUCAGGCCACAUGAAGAAAGCAUAUGCAAAAGCAUUGUCAAUUUACUUGUUAAUUGUUCAGAUUCUGUGACCAUUAGAAAGGAGUUGUUGCUAGCCUUAAAAAAUGUUCUUGGAAAAGAUUUCAAGAGGGGUUUAUAUCCUUUGAUUGACACGCUAUUGGAAGAGAGAUCUUGGAGAGACAACAAUAAUCUCGACAUGGACAAUUGGCACUCCGAUGGGGAAGAAUUUGGGCAAGGUUGCGGGCAUUUUGUCGUUCGUAGAGGUGGUGUGCUCGCCGGCUCCUGUCUUAGAUGGCGGCUUCUGGUUCAGACGGCGUCGGUGGUUUUGUGCGAGGUGGAGAAGAUCAUUCAGCUGGGUCGGGAACAAGAGACGCUCUGGCAGGCGAUGGAUUGCUUCGCAAUGGAGAGGUCCUCUUUUGGUCCUCUAGGUAAAGACCUUCAUGAUAAUGGCUCCAGGUUCCGAGAUUUUAAAGGGUGCAGUCUGGCGUGCUCCAAGAAGAGGGUUGUAGUGGAUGAUGUUGAGGUUGAAGGUGACACAUCAGUGCAGGACCUUGGGAUUUUCAAGAAGCUUCUUGAUUUUUUUGAAGCGUGGCUAGUUUGGGCUUGUGGGUAUAAGGCUAAAUUUGGGUUAUAUUCCUCUUUUGGGCUGAAGUGGAGAAUGGGCAGGAAAAGAGUUGUUUUUGGUUGGGCCAGAUGUGUUUAA
Molecule: messenger RNA, 1527 nt
Organism: Alnus glutinosa
Lineage: Eukaryota; Viridiplantae; Streptophyta; Magnoliopsida; Fagales; Betulaceae
Exons: 6
Coding region: 1-1527 (508 amino acids)
Biological process (GO): DNA repair; regulation of DNA-templated transcription
Cellular component (GO): nucleus; NuA4 histone acetyltransferase complex; SAGA complex
Molecular function (GO): transcription coregulator activity
Source: RefSeq, a predicted model, not a curated record